AUGGCCGAUGUCUUUUACGGAACAGGAUGGAGACACAAACUUGUUCUGGUCAUAGGGGAUUCACAUUUAAGGAGUUUCGUAGAGGCAGUUGUGGCAGUUCCAGAAGACCACAUUUCUUUAGGAUAUAGUUGCACCCCUGGUGCCACAGCUGAAGAACUCAGGCAAGAGAUACUGGGGGAAAACAUCCCUCUGUCCCCAGACCUUGUAGUUCUCCUCGCUCCAAGCAACAACCUCACUGCUAACAUGACUACCACAGAAGCUGGGAAAGAUUUCACCCAUCUAAUGGCAGCAGUACUACACCGUUGGGAAAAUGUAAUAGUGCUGGACUUCCCACCACGUCUAAAUGAAGAUAUUCAGUAUCAAGGACACCUAAGAAAUGAAUAUCAUCGUGCUGCUGCAAGAAUGGGGUUAAAGUAUCUGUCAGUAGUGCAUCACUUCCCUCUAAAACAUUCAAAGCUCUGGUGUAAAGAUGGCGUCCACCUGAGUGACGACUUUGGAACACCCAUUCUGGCUGAUCUUCUGUGGGCGUCAGCAUAUUUGGAGUUGAACACUACAAGAGAAUUUAUGUCCCGAAGUCUUUCCUACAGACCUCCAGUGUUCAAUCCAGUCAUUGCAGAGCGUGUGAGACAGACCUUUCCUCCAAAGGAAGGGAACGAUUCACAAAAAAGGCAUUGA
Messenger RNA from Astyanax mexicanus (Mexican tetra), 675 nucleotides. RefSeq lists its product as uncharacterized. Lineage: Eukaryota; Metazoa; Chordata; Actinopteri; Characiformes; Acestrorhamphidae. The record is from RefSeq and is a predicted model, not a curated record. The transcript has 3 exons. Bases 1 to 675 code for a protein of 224 amino acids.